Fusarium pseudograminearum CS3096 is the source of this 1950-nucleotide messenger RNA. RefSeq lists its product as uncharacterized. The record is from RefSeq and is a predicted model, not a curated record. The coding region runs from base 1 to 1950 and encodes 649 amino acids. NCBI's taxonomy places the organism in Eukaryota, Fungi, Ascomycota, Sordariomycetes, Hypocreales, Nectriaceae. The transcript is spliced from 4 exons.
AUGGCAUUGUUGACACAGCACGACACAGAGCAACCUACUCCUGCAUCUGCCAGAGCAGGACGAAUCCGCUCGAUAUUACGGAAACCAGCAUCAAACCUCGCCCUGCGCAUCUCGGACCUGGAUCGAUAUCGCCUCAACAUGUGGGAAGUCAGCUGGGCGGCCCCCAAAGAGUCGAGGAAGGAACAUCGCGAAAACAAAGAGUCUGCUCCCAAAAGUGCGUCGCAGACAGGACGAUCCUUGUUCAGUCGGGGAUCAUCUUCGUCGUCGAACGAUAUACCGAUAUUCAGUAACCUCUACAAGAGGAGGAAUAAUGUUGAGACGACAUCACCGACUGCGUCAACUUCCACUUCGUCGACAAAAACCUGUGCGACGGCAAUGGGCAAUUAUGAGCUUGACUCGGAUAGGCUUUCCGUAUUUUCUACGAGCAGUGAGCAAACAACGGUGCAUGUUUCGCAUUUCGUUGAUCUCAAGGAUAGAAAGCAUGGUCAAUUGAUAGACACCAGUCGACCUUUGCCAGAUUCCUAUGACCGCAAUAAUUCACACAACGAUCCCCCUUCACCGACACUGACGACGUCGUCUGCGCCAUGGGAUACAGAUACACUCGAGAACGUCCUGCUACGUCCAUGGCCUCUUAUCCAAACUCUCAGCGAAGACUCUUUCAUCGCCCGAAGCACAGAAGCGUGUUCAAUACCACGUACAUCUUGUGAUAUCCCGUAUCUCAUCAACUGUGGUGUGACUAUUAUGGCGACUUCGAGCGUCAAGUCCAAGUCACGCGGUCGCUCAUCGAGCAGCAAAUCAAAUCCACCACCUCUACCUCCCCGUCCACACAGCAGUCGCUCGUACACUCCUAUGCCCAGAACACCACGGCGCAUGGCGUCCUAUAACAACUCACUAAGAGCCGAAGCCCUAGACAGCUGGAAACCUCCGAAUGAAUGGGGCUGCACGCCUACAGAACCGUCAUUUCAAUUUCCAGACAAUGUCGACUUGCCGGAGCCUGACAUACCAAAGGAACUGAACGCGAUGCAACUCGAUGUUAAGCGUUUAGCGCGAGAGGACAACAUGGCCAGGCUGUUGCGAUUGACCGAGUCUCGUGACAUGAAAGUAUCUCCUAGCUCCAGCCAAGACAUGGAGAUUGAGAAGAUGCAGUGGAUGCUGUCCGCACUAUACAAUAUGGACGGCCCCAAUUACCCCGAGAUCAGCAACGAGAACACAGAGUGUGAACCUUCUGAUCCACCGAAAAAGGUUCUUGCCUUAUAUGAAACACCAGCUGUCACCUCAUAUCUGGCCGCCGUCAACCACAGUAAACAGGUGUAUCAUCUUUCAGCAGCACCUCUGUCUCCCAUAACAUAUCCAAAUAUUCAUCCAGUCCUUUCACCAGUACGAUCACCUUCAGCUUUCCCUGUCGCACCGUCCACCAUCGAAGCUGUCCACUCCUUACGGCUUCCCUUAGUUAUGCCUUCGCAGGAUAUUCCUGCACUAUUGCGAAACAUUCACAGAUGUCUGGAGCCAGGAGGUUCACUGUAUCUUACCAUCAUCGAUCCACUCCCUCUGACGAGCACACUUGGCCCAUUACUCCGAACAUGGAUCGAAGACCACUUACUCUUCAACCUUGAAGCAAGUUUCCGAUGCACUAACCCUAGCAAACUUCUACCUCUGUGGCUGAAGACUGCAUCGCUACUCGUUGAUCCCAAUCUGGUGGAAACAAGUCAAUUUUACGCCAUUCCGCUCGACGAUAGCCAGUUACAGUAUGUGCGAGAUGGGCACGAGUCCGAAGAGGGACUAAGACAGGAGCUUCGCAACAUUGUGGGACGGAUGCUAUGGAUGGAGAUUUGGAGAGAAUACAUCAUCGCUGAUAGCUGGUGGUGGGAUGAUCCGAAUAUUCUUCACGAGUGCUCGCAGUUGCAGACGACAUGGGAAUGGCGGUUGAUUGAGGCUGUAAAGGAUAGUUGA